Molecule: messenger RNA, 778 nt
Organism: Balaenoptera musculus (blue whale)
Lineage: Eukaryota; Metazoa; Chordata; Mammalia; Artiodactyla; Balaenopteridae
Product: uterocalin-like
Exons: 6
Coding region: 28-636 (202 amino acids)
Molecular function (GO): odorant binding; small molecule binding
Source: RefSeq, a predicted model, not a curated record
GCCAUCCCUCAGCCCCCCUGACUCGCCAUGAACCUCCUGCUGCUGGCUGUGGGGCUGACCCUGCUCCGCUGCCCCCAGGCCCUGCACUGGGGGCCCCAGGACCCCAACUUCAACGAGACUCUGGUCAGCGGCGAAUGGUUCUUGGCAAGGCUGGCCUCCAACCAACCCAAACUCCUGAAGGAGGACGAGGACGCACGGCUGCUCAUCCACCGCAUCCAGGUGACCCCCAGGGCCCUGCAGCUCCACCUGCGCAGGAAGGUAAAUGGUGCAUGUGUCCCGAUUACGAUGACGGCAAAUAAAACGAAAAGGAAAUUUCAGUACCUGCUGGAGAAUGCCGCCCAGAACAGGGUCUUCCUGGGAAAAGCGGACCCCAAGAGCUACAUCAUCCUCUGCAACCAUCGCGAGGGACGUGAGAAGGAGGUGGUGGCAGUGAGCCUCCUCAGCCGGACACCUGAGGCAAGCCCGGACGCCCUGCUCAUGUUUACCGACUACUGCAGAAACCACGGGAUCCACACGACCAACAUCAUUAACGUGACCAGAACUGGUGGGUGCCCACCCCUGCCCCAGCCUCGGGGGGCGGAGGGCACAGCCCGGACCUCCACUCAGCUCGCCACAGAUCCCUGCCUCUGCGCCUGACAACAGGGAGGCUGCGGGCCCAGAUCUGCCCCGGCCAUCCCACACCCCUGAGCCUGCCGCACCCCCUCUUGUUCACAGGGGUGUCUCCCAGGCACCGAAGGACCGGAAGAUCUCGGUUAACCCAAGGAGCCCUUCAGCUGCC